Amphibalanus amphitrite is the source of this 4877-nucleotide messenger RNA. Its product is annotated as pyruvate dehydrogenase (acetyl-transferring) kinase, mitochondrial-like. Lineage: Eukaryota; Metazoa; Arthropoda; Thecostraca; Balanomorpha; Balanidae. Gene Ontology annotation, biological process: regulation of glucose metabolic process; protein phosphorylation. Gene Ontology annotation, cellular component: mitochondrion. Gene Ontology annotation, molecular function: pyruvate dehydrogenase (acetyl-transferring) kinase activity. The record is from RefSeq and is a predicted model, not a curated record. Bases 168 to 1454 code for a protein of 428 amino acids. The transcript has 9 exons.
UCUCAUUCUCGUUUAUGCCGCGGAGGUGUGUGGUGUGUGGUGGUGGUUUGCGAAUGUAAAUUGCGAUAUUGAAGUAUGAUGCCAUUGUAAUUCAGUGUUUUAUUCACUUAAGCCUUUGGAGGUCGCUGAAGUGUCAAAAUUUUGCAAUUUUGUCCUUAGGAGCAGCCAUGAGGCUUUCAAGAUGCUUGCGAAGCGUGAACAAGAUGUUGGAAUAUUACUCUGGAUUCAAUCCAUCUCCUUUGUCCAUAAAACAGUUUAUUGACUUUGGUAAGGCUGCAUCAGAGCAGCAGAGUUUCAUAUUUCUUCGUCAGGAGGUGCCGGUGCGGCUGGCUAACAUCAUGCGUGAGAUCCAGCUGCUGCCCGAGAGUCUGCUCACACAGCCAUCAUGCCGUACGGUGUGUGAGUGGUACAUGCAGAGCUUCAAUGACAUCCUCCGCUUUGAGGAGACCGGCCCGCCCACCGACAGCGUUCUCAGAGAUUUCUGCGAGACGCUGAUCACGAUCCGCAACCGGCACAGCAGCGUAGUGCAGACGAUGGCCGAGGGUGUCAUCGAGAUGAAGCAGAGCGUCAAGCUGGACACCUCGACCGAGAACAACAUCCAGUACUUCCUCGACCGCUUCUACAUGAGCCGCAUCAGCAUACGCAUGCUCAUCAACCAGCACACGCUGCUGUUCGGGAAACAGCGCAAAGAGGCCGGCGUCGGUCAGGUGGGCUGCAUCGACCCCUUCUGUAACGUGGUGCACGUGAUCGAGGACGCUGCUGCCAACGCGCGCUUCCUCUGCGACCGGUACUACCUGGCCUCGCCAGAGAUCGAGAUCACACAGGUCAACGCCAUGGUGGCCCCGGACGCCGGCAGCAGCAGCGACAGCGACGGCGGCGUGCAGUCGCCCAUCACGCUGGUGUACGUGCCGUCGCACCUGUACCACAUCCUGUUCGAGCUGCUGAAGAACUCGAUGCGCGCCGUGGUCGAACACUACCCGGACACCUCCGACUUUCCGGCCAUCCAGCUUCUGGUAGUCAACGGCAAGGAGGACCUCACCAUCAAGAUCUCUGACCGCGGUGGCGGUGUGCCCCGCAGCGUCAGCGACAUGCUCUUCCACUAUCUGUACUCGACGGCGCCCAAACCGUCGGCCUCGGGUGACGCCGCUCCGCUAGCAGGGUACGGGUACGGGCUGCCGCUCUCCCGCCUGUACGCACGCUACUUCCAGGGUGACCUGAUCGUCAACUCGUGCGAGGGAUAUGGUACAGACGCCAUCAUCUACCUGAAGGCGCUGGCCAAGGAUGCCAACGAGGUGCUGCCUGUGUUCAACAAGUCGUGCGAGCGCCACUACCAGAGCGCGCUGCGUGCCCCCGACUGGUCGUCCCACGUGCUGGGCGCCAACACGGGCAGCGCCGGCGGCCGCAACCUGAGCACCUGGGCGGCGGCGCCUCCGGCCGGCACUGCACGCUGUUGACGACGGGCCGCGGCGGCCGGCCGGCAGGCCAUGACGUCGCCGCCCGUACUGUAGGCAGUGGAGAGGACACCGGUCACCGUAGCCCGGGGUCCGCCCAUGGACCAGGACACCGGUCACCGUAGCCCGGGGUCCGCCCACGGACCAGGACACCGGUCACCGCAGCCCGGGGUCCGCCCACGGACCAGGACACCGGUCACCGUAGCCCGGGGUCCGCCCACGGACCAGGACAUCGGUCACCGUAGCCCGGAGUCCUCCUCUGGACCAGGACACCGGUCGCAGUAGCCCGGGGUACUUCCCUUGAGUGGGCAGCAGACCGGGGAGGGCACCGACCGCAGUCGCCCGAGAUUUUCCGUCGCUGUGGAUACCGGUCAGUAGCCCGAGGGCCGCCCUCGCUGUAGGUAGGCGAUCGCAGAAGCUCGAGGGCCGCCCUCGCUGUGGGCAGCGGCCCGAACACCGGUCAGAGGAGGCUGGUGCACAGUCAGGACCGCCCGGGGCUCAGCCGCCGGCUGACGGCGGCUGACCAGGUAGCCGGCUCACACUGGGCCGGGGGCCCGGAAAAGUGCUAGAAAUUAUUUGUGAUUGAGUUGUUGAUCUCAGCGACAAGCAAACAUGCUAAAAACGAAGUGGGGCUGCUUAACCCUCGCCGGACCUGUUGUCGGACCCCCCACCUCCUCGGCCGGCCGAGGGGGGAGGGUUGGUACGACCCCUUUUCGCCGUUUCGCCCCUAAUGGAGCUAGAGCCUCGCGGAAAAAACAAGCGUGUGCGCCGUUUCAAGACGGAAUGAUUGAUACCCGAUUUCAAGGUCCCAUGUCAACCGGUAACCUCUGAGGUGAGGUCAAAAAGCCCAAGGUAGGGUUUGGUUUUUGGUAAAUAAUUUCGCAUAAAAUGGUCGCAGAGCAGCGAUUUUGGCACCAUCGUGUUUGCCUGGCUCAGGCACGUCGAAUGGUAUACUUUUUGUUCGGGUGAGGUCAACUUAAGGUGUUGACCUCAGGUCAAGGUCAGGUCAGCACCCCCAGGUCACGAAGUUGGUCGAAAGAGGUCAUGUCGCAUAUCAUUCGAUUCGGGAGGUCUUCCCGAGUCCAUUGGUGGCUUUCCCGAGUCGCUGGCUCAAUUUGAUCAUGAGUUAUUGACAAGAAACUCCUAUGACCGUAGUGACGUCAUAAAUGACGUCACGGAAGGUCAAAAAUGCAAAAGUAAAGCAACGGAUCUUGCAAGGAGUGCAUGAAAUCACGAUUCCCUGUGCUUGAGAUAGUUUGAGAUCAUUCCAUGCGCAAAAACAACAGUUUCCUUAUCUCCCCAUUUACUUUUAAUGGUGAUGUCACGUGACCUCGAAGAGUAGCAGGCAUUAGCAAAAAUUGCGAGUAGGGCAUGACAGAAAGAUGAUUAGUGGUUUGUAUGGCACGGUCAUUUUUAGCGGCUCGAAAUAACAUUUCUCAAAAAGUUUAACUUAAGAGCAAGUUGUUGUUGAUUAUCACUUACUUGUGUUUGGGGGUUAAUAAUGACUGAAUUUUUUAGUUUGGCCCAAAAAUUUUGACAGCAUUGUGUGCGUUGAUCAAUUCUGAGCUCAGGGACAUAUAUUUUAUUCAGAUUAUAAGCCUUAGUUUUUCACAACUUCCAGCGCUAUAAAGAGCGCCGGGCAUUCAGUAGAGCGGCGAGGUGACAAUUGCCCCUACAUCAUGUGGUUUACUGGCGCAUAUCUCGAAAAGUAGCAGGGAAAAGCAGCAAAGUACCUAUAUGGAACGAAAGAUGAGUAAUCAGCGGCUAGUAUAAGAUGUUUAUUUUUAGCUGCUCGAAAUAACGUUUUUUUAAAAGUCUAUUUAAAAAUUUAGAUAUGAUUUUUAUUUAGGUCUUGCAGCUGCUUGCAAAAAGCUGGCUUAUCUUGCAGAAAAGCGAUGCAAUAUGUAAGAAUGUUGUUGGUACAGUGAACAACAGUGCCCUGAACUAGUCUGACAGAAAAUUGCGUUCAAAACGACAACUGGUCAACUAAUAAAUAUCAACUAAAGAUUAGCAUUAAAAUCGGCAAAUAUGGUGGCCACUAGCGAGUCUAAAUAGUCUUGUGUUUGGUGACAACUGACCACCUCAAUUUCGACCUUAGGGCAAAAAUGGCAUCGGAAUCGUAUUCUUCGAUCAAUUUGGGAUUAAAUGAUACCUAUUUUGUUCCUAUUGCAGACAGUCAGUUUGGGGGAAUUUCUAGCGCUUUUUCGGGCUGCCGGCCUACAGUGCGGCUGCUCUAACAGGUCGGGCCGGCGGGGAUCGAGUCCUGCGCUCCCGCCCUCUGUGCCAUGUCUCUGCAGAGACUGCCACCGAUCGCCGGUGCAGGCAGGGUGUGCCAGCCUACGGCGGCGCCCCGGUGUGGCUGGAGGGCAACUGUCUGUUGUCUGUGCACCAGCGUAGUAUGAUUUUAUUCGCGCACUUCCAGAGCUCUAUACCUUUGUUAGCACUCAGUACAAACAGGUUGCCAAUGCUGUUGGUUUCUUGUGCCAUAUAUAGAUUCUAUCGUAGUUUAGCCUUCACGAUGGUCAGCACGGUGGAUAACGGUGCCCUCAACACACAAACUUUCGGAUGCCACCAAGUUGCCACACUCAGUGAAAUGGCCGCGCCUCCGAAUGCGGUCGGACGCUCUCAGUGUUCACCUGGCUGUGUCAUCAUGCACCAUGGCUUUCGUUGUACAUCUGAAUUACGUACCUACUAGGAAUCGAAUCAUGACAUCUUUGUCCCUUCGUAAACUCUCCGAUUUCCGUUUGUUUUCAAUGGAUGAUUGCCGCACUUGUAUUUUUAUGGAGGCUGUGUGAGUUGAACCUGUGACUAUGACCUUAGAGUCAGGGGUGGCGGAAAAGUUGGGUUGGAAGCGUUCGUUUAUCGCUGUCAGUGAUCGAAGCUCUUUUGGAACGCACCAAGAACACACGCAAAAUAAGUAUCGUUGGGCCGUGCGAUGUUGAUUCUGUAGCCUCGUAUCAGAGCACUAUUGGCACAUGAUGGUAUUUUUUCAACCGUGGAUAUCGAAGACGGCCGCUUUUAAAGAAAGUACGGGGUAUUAAGUUUGUGCAGACUAUCAUGAAACUUUGGCGUGAUUUUAGUGACCUAUGAGCGUGCAAUGUUAGCAUAUAUUGUUUUAGUAAGCCAGAUGUACUUACAUGGUGACCCACCCCGUAUACAUAGCCGCUGUCCCAGCCGAGCGAGGUAGACUACUAGCACCCUAUGGGGAUGAGUUUGUGAAAAUGUACCGGUUCUGCAGGUGAAGGCCGGUCCUCAGUCGAUUGUUACCACCUACCAGUAGCGGUGUUUUGGUUGUGUGACGUCCUCCAGCUGAGAGGAGUCUGCCACAGGCGCUAGCCGUUCGGCGAGAAAACUGUGUCGGGGGUUAGGGCGUCUUCCUAUAAAUGCGAGUGAGAUAUUCUAGAAUAAAUGUGGGUUUGUGUGCUG